UUUGUCUCAAGCGUCGUCCAGAGGACGUCAAAGAGGUGAUAGUGUGGAGGAGGUACAGUGAACUGAAGAAGCUAUAUGGAGAGCUGUCCUACACACACAGAAACCUGUUCAGGAGACAGGAGGAGUUCCCUUCGUUCCCUGGCGCUCAGCUCUUUGGUAGGUUUGAUGAAGGGGUGAUCGAGGAGAGGAGGAGUGCAGCUGAGGUCAUGCUACUAUUCACCACCAAUAUCCCUGCUCUCUACAACAGCCCUCAGCUUAAGGACUUCUUUAGGGGUGGUGAAGUGAUCAGGCCGUUAGACCCCUCUCCUCUCUCCUCCUCCACCCCCCUCCCUCCCCCCCUCAUUCCCCUGCCACAGCGUCGAGGCUCAGACUGUGAACCUGCGGCGGAGGAGGAGGGGACCGAGGCCCCUAUCCAACCCCAGAAGCUGGGGCUUUCACUGGGCUUGGAUCUAGUCGAGCCUGAGGUUGCAGCUGAGGCCUACAGUGAGAUGGGGGGUUGUCCUACUACAGUAACACCUACAGCUGAGGAGGAAGAGGAAGAGUUAACGGACCUUCCUGAUGUACCCGGCGAUCUGAAGCUAGACGACAGAGUUCUCACUCCGUUCCGGCCCUGCGUCCUCAGAACAGACCAAUCACAGUCUCAGGAGGAGUUUGAUUCGCUGUUCGAUUCUGUGAUGCGGGAGGAGCCUUCAGAGGAAGUACCGCCCCCUCCUCUCUCCGACAACGACCUCGCCAUCUUCGACCCCUGUGCUAAAGAAGGUCAGAGGUUACGCACGCACACACACACACACACACACACACACACACACACACACACACACACACACACACA
Messenger RNA from Oncorhynchus gorbuscha (pink salmon), 832 nucleotides. RefSeq names its product sorting nexin-15-like. Lineage: Eukaryota; Metazoa; Chordata; Actinopteri; Salmoniformes; Salmonidae. Gene Ontology annotation, molecular function: phosphatidylinositol binding. The annotation marks the transcript as partial. The transcript has 4 exons. The record is from RefSeq and is a predicted model, not a curated record.